AUGGGGGCCGAGGAGGCUGUGGAUUGCCGCCAGUGGACUCAACACCACCUGGUUGCUACUGACAUCCGGGCGGCACCAGUCAUGGCACUGACACCCCUGCAGGGUGACGCAGAUACCAAUGGCAUGGAUGUCAACGUGUGUGGUCCAGAUGGCUUCACCCCCCUAAUGCUGGCCUCCUUCUGUGGGGGGGCCCUGGAGCCAAUGCCGACUGAGGAGGACGAGACAGAUGACGCAUCAGCCAGCAUCAUCUCGGACCUAAUCUGCCAGGGGGCCCAGCUCAGGGCGCAGACUGACCACAUGGGCGAGACCGCCCUGCACCUGGCUGCCCGCUAUGCCCGGGCCGAUGCGGCCAAGCAUCUGCUGGAUGCCGGGGCGGACACCAAUGCCCAGGACCACUCAGGCCGCACCCCCCUGCACACGGCUGUCACUGCCGACAUCGAGGGGGUCUUCCAGAUUCUCAUCCGGAACUGCUCCACGGACUUGGAUGCUCGCAUGGCCGAUGGCUCGAUGGCACUGAUCCUGGCGGCCCGCCUGGCAGUGGAGGGCAUGGUGGAAGAGCUCAUUGCCAGCCACGCCGAUGUCGAUGCUGUGGAUGAGCUCGGUAGGCUGACAGAGGAAGUGCAACAACAACAACAUCAAAAGAGCAAGGGUCCCCUGGGGAAGGCUGGGCUGGGGCCACAGGGAGCCCGGGAACAGGGCAAGAAGCUGACCCUGUCCUGCCCUGGCCCCCUGGCCGAGAGCUCGGUCACGCUGUCACCUGUGGACUCACUGGACUCUCCACAGCCCUUUGGUGGACCCCCUGCUUCCCCUGGUGGCUUUCUCCUUGAGGGGUCCUACACGGCUGCCACCACCACGGCUGUGUCUCUGGUGCAGCUCGGUGGCCCAGGCUGGUCGGGUCUAGUGCGACAGCCCCCUGGGGGCUGCUUGCUCAGCCUGGGCCUCCUGAACCCUGUGGCUGUCCCUCUUGACUGGGCCCGGCUGCCCCCACCUUCCCCACUGGGCCCCUCGUUCCUGCUGCCAUUGGCACCAGGACCCCAGCUGCUCAACCCUGGGACCCCCAUCUCCCCCCAGGAGCAGCCCCCACCUUACCUGGCAGCUCCAGGACACGGCAAGGAGUACCCGGCAGCUGAGGCCCAUGGCAGUCCCCCAAGACUCGCUUCCUGUGGGUCCCCAGCGAGCACCCUUACAUGA
This is a messenger RNA of Galeopterus variegatus (Sunda flying lemur), 1191 nucleotides long. RefSeq names its product neurogenic locus notch homolog protein 3-like. The record is from RefSeq and is a predicted model, not a curated record. Gene Ontology annotation, molecular function: protein binding. NCBI's taxonomy places the organism in Eukaryota, Metazoa, Chordata, Mammalia, Dermoptera, Cynocephalidae.